AUGCAGCUACCAGUCGAGCAGUGGUACUUUGAUAUCCCCGUUAUCACUAGGCUAUAUUCCACCUGCGUGGUCUUGAUGACCCUUGCCUGUCAAUUAGACUUGGUCUCUCCUUAUCGCCUAUUUUACAGCUGGACAAUGGUUUGGAAGGCAAAGCAGUACUGGAGAGUAAUUACAACUUUUCUUUAUUUUGGAAGCUUUUCGGUGGAUUUUCUAUUCCAUAUGUUCUUUUUAGUCCAGUAUUGUCGUAUGCUGGAAGAGGGAUCUUUCCGUGGAAGAACUCAUGAUUUUCUCUGGAUGUUUGUUAUCGGUGCAACCUCAAUGGUGUUGAUAUCAUCACUGUUUGAUGCAAACAAAGAAGUUCCGUUUCUCUCAUCAGCAUUCACGUUCAUGUUAACCUACGUCUGGUCACGACGUAACCCAUCUACUCGUAUCAAUUUUUUGGGCCUCUUCAACUUUGAUGCGCCUUAUCUACCAUGGGUAUUGAUUGGAUUCACUCUGGUAUUCCAUGGUGUGACUCCUUGGGCUGAUUUUAUAGGAUUGGCUGUUGGACAUGGCUACUAUUAUCUUGAAGAUGUUUAUCCACAUCUAAGAGGGAGUCACGGACAUCGACCAUUGGCUACUCCAGCGAUUGUUGAACGGGCGUUUGAGUGGAUGGAGAGCGUCAGUAAAGGAAAUGGUGGUUAUGCUGCAGUGCUUCCCGAUGCGAUGCUACCAGAUGCAGAUGGUGGUGUACAAGAGCAUUUACAUCAAGAUUAA
This is a messenger RNA of Batrachochytrium dendrobatidis JAM81, 756 nucleotides long. RefSeq lists its product as uncharacterized. Gene Ontology annotation, biological process: endoplasmic reticulum unfolded protein response. The transcript is spliced from 5 exons. The coding region runs from base 1 to 756 and encodes 251 amino acids. NCBI's taxonomy places the organism in Eukaryota, Fungi, Chytridiomycota, Chytridiomycetes, Rhizophydiales. Gene Ontology annotation, molecular function: ubiquitin-specific protease binding; misfolded protein binding. Gene Ontology annotation, cellular component: endoplasmic reticulum membrane; Hrd1p ubiquitin ligase ERAD-L complex. The record is from RefSeq and is a predicted model, not a curated record.